Torulaspora delbrueckii is the source of this 1197-nucleotide messenger RNA. It is a transcript of the gene NTA1, whose product is annotated as amidase. The record is from RefSeq and is a predicted model, not a curated record. Gene Ontology annotation, biological process: protein catabolic process. NCBI's taxonomy places the organism in Eukaryota, Fungi, Ascomycota, Saccharomycetes, Saccharomycetales, Saccharomycetaceae. Gene Ontology annotation, molecular function: protein-N-terminal glutamine amidohydrolase activity; protein-N-terminal asparagine amidohydrolase activity. The coding region runs from base 1 to 1197 and encodes 398 amino acids. The transcript has a single exon.
AUGAGCUCAAGACUGUCCGUUAGCCUUCGAAUAGCCAUCGUUCAACUCAAUCCCCAAAUAGGACAAGUAUCAUCGAACAUCAGUCGAGCUUGGAGCCUGAUCAAUCGAAUCAAAGAGAGUUCUAAUGGAAAGUCCCCCGAUUUAGUCGUGUUUCCCGAGUUUGCCCUCACCGGUUACAAUUUCCACUCCAGAGACCACAUCCUACCCUAUGCUACUGCUCCUGACGUUGGUCAGUCCUUCAAGAUGGCUCAAGAAGUGUCGAGAUUGUUUAAUUGUUACACAGUGAUCGGAUAUCCAGAGCGAUUCGAGAAUGGUACCAAGCCACUGCUGUACAACUCGGCCGCUGUGACCAGUCCAACUGGAGAGCUGGUUUUUAACUACAGGAAGUCAUUUUUGUACUACACAGACGACGAUUGGGGCUGCAAGGAGAAUCCUAAAGGUUUCCAGACUUUCCCACUUCAUUUGAAGCAAAGGGCCACUGACAAAAAUGGGAAUCUCCAGGAUAUUACUUUGAAGACCUCGAUUGGUAUUUGUAUGGAUUUGAGCCCGUAUAAAUUCACAGCACCAUUCCACGACUACGAGUUCGCUACGUACAACGUCGACCAAGGCACAGAGCUGAUCAUCUGCCCCAUGGCAUGGCUACACUCGUCUUCGGUCACCAAAGAUGAGGGAAAGCUAAGUCAAAAGAAAUUACAGGCGAUACGAGAUGCCACAGAGGCCCAGGGACUUCCGAUCCAAGGCUCCCAAGGACAAUACCAAUUUGAUUUCGAUAACUCAAAAAAGACAGUGCGUACCUCUCGAGACGUCUCAAGCUCCUAUUGCGAUUUGGAACAGCCCGAUAUGUCAAACGUCAAUUACUGGAUUUUAAGAUUCUUGCCAUUCUUGGCACUACGACAGAGGGAAAGCUGGCUCUGGAGACUUGAACAAACACGAAGAUCGUACAUGGGGGCAACAUCGACCAAGCCAUGGAAAUUUGAAGGCCAAAACGCCAUCGUCGUCUUUGCCAACAGAUGCGGUAUUGAAGAUGCCAGCACCGUAUUCGCCGGUAGCUCUGGUGUAAUAAAAUUCAACGGUAGCAGGUCCGAUCGAGAAUGCGAAAUUGACUCGACGAACAAGAGCGUGGAGCUUCUGGGAAAUCUAGGCAAAGGUUUAGAAGGAGUUCUGAUGCGGGAUGUCGAAUUCAAAGUGGCCAGGUAA